Messenger RNA from Schistosoma haematobium, 2067 nucleotides. RefSeq names its product Macrophage-expressed protein 1 protein. The transcript has 7 exons. The coding region runs from base 1 to 2067 and encodes 688 amino acids. NCBI's taxonomy places the organism in Eukaryota, Metazoa, Platyhelminthes, Trematoda, Strigeidida, Schistosomatidae. The record is from RefSeq and is a predicted model, not a curated record.
AUGAUGAAUACAUUUGCAGCUUAUAUUGAAAUCCUAGGAUUAUUGAAUGUCCUAAUUAUCACAAAUAGUUACUCAUCGGUUAUCCAGAAAUCAUCAAAUGAAUAUCCCAUUGAUCAAACCGUUUCAUAUUCUUUACCAAAGGAAUGUACACUUUUACCAAAUCAAAAAUUUCUUAGUGUAUUACCUGGAUUUGGAUGGGAUAAUCUGGUCAACCGUGAAAGAGGUCCUAUAAUAGAUGUGGAAAGAUAUUCACUAUGUCGACGUUCUGCAGACGGGAACUUUCUAAUUCCGGAUGAUAUAACUGUUCAACCAAUAAAGAAUUCGAAAAUUAAAUUAUCCUCUGAAGUCUAUGAAUCAAUUAGUCAAUGUCAUUCAUUGGUAGCUUAUUCCAUUAAUUCAGCUGUUGGUGGUGAAUAUUCGUUUUUUCGUAUUAAUGGAGAUUUUUCAUCGGAUAAAGAAACAUUACGUGAAAAACUAAGUCAAAAAUUAGGACUUAUUGUUCAAAGUGAAAUGCGUCAUAAUCGUUAUUUUAUUCAAUUAAUACCUGAUUCAAAAUUACAUCCACGUUUUAAAAAUCGUCUACUAGAUAUUGCUGCUUAUUUAGAACAUGGAAAUGUAACAAUGGAAACUAUUGAAUUAUUUAAUAAUGGUUUAAUUGGUAAUACAUUAAGAAAUUCAUUAGGAAUUGUAACAAAUGAUAAUUUUAAAUCAUUAAGUCAAGGUACAAAUGCAUUUUAUCUAGCUGAUCUAGUUGUUCGCGACUUUGGUACACAUUGUAUAAACUCAGUUCAUGCUGGAGGUGUUUUGGCAAAAAUUGACACAUUGGAUACAAAUUCACUAAAUACUAAAAAAGAGGAUCGAUGGCAUUUGGGUGCAUCAGCUACAAUAAGUUUUGCUAAUCUCUUUAACGUUAAACUUGGUGGAUCUGUAAACAUUAACGAUUCUUUGAUUCAAAAUUAUGAAAGUAAAAUAACGUAUAGUCAAGUUUUAACCUAUGGUGGUCCUAUUAUUUACAUGUCUGAUGUGAAUUUAUCACUUUGGGAAUCUGGUCUAGACAAUCAACUAGUGGCUAUUGACAGAAGUGGACAACCAAUUUAUGAAUUAAUUACAGAUAGAUCAUUACCUGAGUUACCUAGUCAUAUGAUAGUUCGACUGACUGCAACAAUUAAAUCAGCUGUUGAAAGAUAUUAUAAAGCUAAUACAGUAGUUGGCUGCAUGAAUCCUUUAUCAGUUUUUUAUGAUAAUGAAGCAAAUGUAGCUUCACCGGAAUGUGAUCUACACAGUAAACAAAUUACAAACUCAACUUUAUACCUUGGAGGAGUUUAUCAAAAGUGUACUGGUCCAGAUGAUUUAUGUCUUGGUGAAACUAUACCUAAUCCACUUACUGGUGAUUUAUUUUGUUCACAAGGUUAUACACCAAUACAACUGUUACCACAACAAAUUAGAAAAUGUUAUAGUGUAUGCAGUGAAAAAUCCUGGUUUAAAAAUCCCGACUGUACAACUCAAUGCGCUAUUACUGAAUCUUACUGGUGUUCACGUGAUCCAUCAUUAUCAUCAUCUAAUAUAUUAGACAACAUUGAUAGUGGUUAUUUAUUUGGUGGUCUUUAUACAGAUAAAGAGGUGAACAGUUUAACUAAACAGUAUAAUUGUCCACAAUAUUACUGGCCAAUAACACUUGGUCGACGUAUGCGUAUAUGUUUAUCAACUGAUCGUGAAUUAGGUGGUAAAUAUUCAUUACCAUUCGGUGGUUUCUAUAGUUGUUAUUCUGGUAAUCCUUUAACUGCUUUAAUUAAUAUUAAUCAAACUGAUGAUAUAGAUGGCAACAGACAACAUACUCGAAUACCAGAAUGGUUUAAAAUACAACAAGAACGAAUGUCAUUCACUCUUCCAUCACCACCACCACCACCACCACACAACAACAACAACAACAACAACAAAAGCAUGGAACAGUGCGGUCAAUGUUGCGUAAUGAUAAUUUCAAUGACCAAUUUGUACAGAAUGAUUUUUCCCAACUAUUUGCUGCGUUAUGGCCGAAAAAAUGUCCAAUUGGAUAUACAGCACAUUUAG